Molecule: messenger RNA, 2005 nt
Organism: Macrobrachium nipponense
Lineage: Eukaryota; Metazoa; Arthropoda; Malacostraca; Decapoda; Palaemonidae
Product: skin secretory protein xP2-like
Exons: 3
Coding region: 221-2005 (594 amino acids)
Source: RefSeq, a predicted model, not a curated record
GUAGAAAAGACACCAAUCGGCCCUCUCCCGGGGCAUUUGCAAGCGUAGCUCCGUCGCAGCCGAACGAAAUUCUCGCGCUGUCUCGCCCCCUCUCUCUCUCUCUUUUUCUCUAUCUCUCUCCCUCUCUCUCUGAGACCGGGACCUUAUAAUAGUAGUUGUUCUAUCGACAGGGAGGGAGAUACAUAUACAUAUUCAAGAUCCUGCGAAGUGACGGGUCGCAAUGACGGGCCGAUCAAGCCACAAAAGAGGGGAGGGUGCCUGGGCAGCCUUCGAGAAGGGCCUGGAGGAGUAUAAGCAAGACCAGCUCAAGCGAGACUGGUGGUACAGUGUCAUGUUGCAUUUGCAGGAAGGCAGACCAUACACAUCCAGGCGGCAGAGGCGUCUCCUGAAACGCCAGCAGGAUAGAGACCGAAGGGCGGUAGCUUACGCCGAAAGCUCCCCUGCUGAGGAGAAUAAACUCAGGAGGCUCAGGGGUGGGGCGCCCCUGGAGGUGAACGUGCCUCCAGCAGUCAUGCCGACAGACUUGAUCGUCGUGAGGAAGCCGAAGCCAGAGAAGAAGGCCCCCCCGCCACCCAAGGAGCCAGAGAAGCCAUUCGUGCCCGUCACCGAAACGGUGGAGAUCGUGCGCGAGAAGAAGCCCGAGAAGAAAGAGAAGAAGCCUCCGAAGGAGAAGAAGAAGGCCCCCGAACCCGAGAAGGAGGCGGCAGAACCGGCGGAGGCGGCCGCAGAGCCCCCCGCCCCGGCGGAAGCCAAGAAGGAAGCAGCCCCUCCAAAAGAGAAGAAACCAAAGGCUCCUCCCAAGAAGCCUGCUCCAGCGAAGGAAGCUCCGGUUCCUGCAGGAGAUGCAGAGGCUCCUGCUGAUGCUGCUGCACCAGAACCCGAGGCACCAGCCCCCGCGCCGAAGAAAGAAAAGGUUGCAGCAGCACCACCACCUGCGCCAGAGGAGGCCAAAGAAGCUGCUCCUGAAACGAAGGCCGAAGAAGCAGAGGCAGCUGCUCCUGUGCCAGAAGCUGAACCAGCUGCUGUUGCUGCUGCUCCUGCUGCGCCAGAGGAAGAAAAAGCUGAAGAAGCUCCUGCACCAGAGGCCAAGGAAGCAGCGGCAGCUGCUCCUGAAAAGAAACCAGAAGAGGCCGUUCCUGCGCCAAAGGCCGAGGAAGCUGCUCCUGAGGCGAAGCCUGAAGAGGUUGCUCCUGAAACCAAGGCAGAAGAAGUCGCUCCUGCGCCAAAGGCUGAGGAAGCUGCCGCCCCUGCACUGAAGGAAGAGGAAGCUGCUCCCGUCCCACCACCAGCAGCAGACACCGAGAAGGCCGCUCCUGUCGAAGACGUCAAAGCAGCCAAGAAGGAAAAGAAGCCGGUCAAGGAAAAGAAACCCGCUGAGCCAAAGAAGGCCGCUCCACCUAAGCCUGCAGCCAAGGAGGCUCCUGCACCAAUCGAAGCCGAGAUAACGGAGGCACUGAAGGAAGAGGAACCAAAGGACGAACCAGCUGUGGAAAAGGCAGCGGAAGCACCGCCAGCCGAGCCAAAGGAAGAACCCAAGCCCGAAGCCAUUGAGGAACCCGCACCUGCCCCUGUAGAAGCACUACUGAUCGAGGAACCCACAAAGCCCGACGAGAAACCGGCAGUCGUCGAAGCAAAGCCAGCCGAAGCCCCGAAACCCACAGAGGCCAAGGCAGAAGAAGUCCCAAAGGCUGUAGAGGCUGAACCAGUCGAAGCACCGAAACCUGCGGAACCAAAACCCACAGAGGCCAAAGCAGAAGAAGUCCCAAAAGCUGUAGAGGCUGAACCAGUCGAGGCACCGAAACCUGCGGAAGCAAAACCCGCAGAGGCCAAGGCAGAAGAAGUCCCAAAGGCUGUAGAGGCUGAACCCGCUGAAGCCCCAAAACCUGCGGAAGCAAAACCCGCAGAGGUCAAGCCUGAGCCUGUUGCUGCUGCACCAGCAGAGGUGAAGACCGCGCCUGCACUGCACCCGCAAAAGGUAAACCACAAGCCGCUCCCAAACCAGUGA